ACUUGGUGGCCUCGUGCAGUUCACGCUGUGUUCUCUCUCAGUCUGAUUUUUGUUUCUCUAUUUUGUUUUUGAUUGCCAGUGAAUGGCACUUGGCACCCAGCAGCUCAAAUGAUCUUUGGAUCGAGAUGAUUUGCUUCAGCAAGAUGAAACGAUGGAGAGUGCAAACUUUAUUUCGCUUGCUUCUGUUUGUCAGUAUUUUGCCAACCUGUUGGUGUGCUCAGGGGAAAUAUGCUCAGAAGCUCCUGAAUGAUUUAUUCACCGACUAUACCAGUGCGCUGAGGCCUGUGGAGGACACAAACACAAUCCUGAACGUGACCCUGCAGGUUACACUGUCGCAAAUUAUCGACAUGGAUGAGCGAAACCAAAUUUUGACUGCAUAUUUAUGGAUACGGCAAGUGUGGGUUGAUGCACACCUCAAAUGGAAUAAAGAUGAUUACGAUGGACUCGAUACCAUCCGCAUACCUAGUAGUUAUGUAUGGAGACCUGAUAUAGUCCUAUAUAACAAUGCUGAUGAUCAUUUCACCGGCUCCAUGGACACCAAUGUGGUGAUCCGGCAUGAUGGCCAGAUAACGUGGGAUUCCCCUGCUAUCACAAAGAGCUCCUGCAAAGUGGACGUGUCCUUCUUCCCCUUCGACGCUCAGCAGUGCAGGUUUACAUACGGCUCCUGGACCUACAAUGGUAACCAGCUGGACAUCCUGAAUGCCUUAGAGAGUGCUGACCUGGCUGACCUGGUGGAAAAUGUGGAAUGGGAGGUGUUGGGUAUGCCAGGGAAGAAGAACAUUAUUCUGUAUGGCUGCUGUGCUGACCCUUACCCUGAUGUGACCUAUACACUGAAACUCAAGAGAAGAGCAUCCUUUUAUGUUUUUAACUUGCUCAUACCAUGUGUGAUGAUCUCUUUCCUUGCUCCACUGGGCUUCUACCUGCCUGCAGACUCCGGAGAGAAGGUGUCUUUGGGUGUCACCGUGAUGCUGGCACUCACUGUCUUUCAGUUAUUGGUUGCAGAGAUCAUGCCACCUUCUGAGAAUGUCCCACUCAUUGGAAAGUAUUACAUUGCUACAAUGACCAUGAUCACAGCAUCCACUGCCCUGACCAUCUUCAUCAUGAACAUACACCAUUGUGGUCCAGAUGCCAAGCCUGUUCCCAAGUGGGCUAAGAAAGUCAUUUUGCAGUACAUGGCCAGAAUGUGCUUUGUUUAUGAAGUCGGGGAGAACUGCUUGUCACCACAGCCGGAGAAACAGGAACCUCAACGUGUAAAGAACACCAACUGCACCAUGAAUGGCCAGGCAGGACCAGGCAGAGAGGACCAUGUCUUCAAAAUGGAGAGAGGACAAGAGACAGUGGGCUCCAUGACCGCAGAGGAGAGGGAUGACACAGAUCAGAUGAUGAGCCCGAUAGGCUCAAUCGGGAGGAACCCUACCAACAACUACAGCACUUGGAAGAACGGCAUUUUCAUGAGCAUGGACUGUGGAGAUUCGGGGGGUCCAAGGAGAUGCAGGAAGGGAGGUGUGAGUGAUGGAGAGAGAAAGGACAGAGAGGUUUCCUGCAACAGCAUAAGCAAUGACAGGCAGCUGCUGCGAAACAUCGAGUACAUAGCCAACUGUUACAGAGAUCAGAGGGCCACGCAGAAAAGGACUGGGGAGUGGAAGAAAGUAGCCAAAGUUUUAGACCGCUUCUUCAUGUGGAUAUUUUUCAUAAUGGUGUUUUUAAUGAGCCUUCUCAUCAUGGGUAAAGCCAUCUGACUGCAGAUAUGAGAAGCUGUUAUUAAUGGCAGUGAUAAUUGUUGAAUUUGAAUUUGAAAACACAUCCUCCUCCUACAGCUCUCCUCUUUCGUCUUUAUGUCCUAAGGCAAUCCCCCCAGACAACCAAUAUUUCUGUGCAUGUGUUUACUUUUAUUUCAUUGUAAAGCUGCACAUGGCUCAUUUGCUCAGCCCCUCUUUGCCCCACUCUGUCUGUUUAUGAGACCACAAAUGAGAAUUAGCAAGCUAGCCACCCCAUGGUCUCUCCACCUCACUCCCUGCCAGUGUGGACUGCUUCCCUGGGAGGAGAGCUGGCAGCAGCUUGGGAAACCGAGCUUCAGUUGGCUGCUGUAGCAACUCAAAUUCGGCCAGUGCACAUCCCCCAGUGCUAGGAGUCACAGCAGGCUGGUGGACAGCGGAAUCACCAAGUGUAACUUGUGUGAGAGCAUUAACAGGAAGUUUGCUGAUCUAGCAGAGAGUCUGGCCUGUCUGGUCCCAUAGCUGUGGUUUGCACUGGCUGGAUUUGGGUUACUAGGGGUUCCUAACUGAAGGGGUCCGUCUUUGGAGCUGCCGCCUGCUCUCCCUUGAGCGAAGUGUCUGUAGAGGAGAGAGGGGGGAGACACAGUGUGAUUCGAGGCUCUGGCUAACAUUAGCUACAUAAACAUGAACUUGAAGCUGCCACCAUGAGCUUUUAACUCCAGUUAGCAGCAGGCUAAACUAAUAGCAACAUUUUCUGUACAUUUCUGCCACGCUUUGCUAAUACUGACACGUUUUAUUUCAUUUGUUGUAAGACUCUCUUGUAGUCUCUCUUUUUGAUGAGUCCGUCUUCUUUUUUGGGGUUGUUAUGCAGUGUAGACAGUUGUUGCCAAUGAUGAUAUAGCAACUUCUCUGCAGGAGUCUCCGCCAUUGAAUCAGGCUUUUACAGAAGGGAUGUGCACGCAUCUGCAUUUGUAGAACAGCCAUGCAACUGCCAGGCACAUCACGCAACACAUUCUCACUCUGAUCUAGUCACAUAUUGCCAUUUGGUCAUGGACUUUCCAUGUCCACAUACGAUGUGCAAGGUACCCUGGGCGCGUUGGUUGUUGACGUUCUGGAAUGCCAUGUCAAGUUCUGCCUGCUACAUGCAUUGUCUUCUUUCAAAAUAUAUCCAUUUUCACAGGAACUUCAACGUUAACAUACAGUUUCUUUCAAAAUAUACUCACUACGUCGGUACAACAUCACAAAUUGACAUUUUUUUCCCUUAAAUACCAAACACGUUAAACUAUAAUGGCAACUGACUGCGUAUCAUGCCGAUGUUAAAGGACACCUUUUUUCGUUGGUUUUUGAUGCCGCAAAUCACUGCCCAAGCACUGGAUUUUGAUGAUUUUGGAGUGUCAUGGCUUAGCGUGAAAACAGAGACAAGAGAAGGUGAGAAGUCUAGCGUUCUCUCAGUCCUCCUGAAUUACAACAUGCCUAAAGUUUAUUAUGGGAAUUUUACCUAAAAAUUAAACUGCCGACCCCAGCUUUAAUUCCUAGACUUUAUCCAAUGAGAAACAGUCUGUUCUGGAGGCAGUGUCAUCACCCACCCUGCUGUAGACCUAAUUAUAAGUAGAACUCUUUGAUAAAGUUCUUGUUCAUGGGUUUUGUUGUUACAACUUUUGUCCAAAUGAUGUGUGAAAGUUAGCAAGCUCAGCCGAGAAAUAUCAAGCGUGUUGGCAAAUCAAUACUUUUUCUAUUGAUGAUAUUUCCACAAUUUUGUGCUUUUAUUAUAAAUAAAU
This is a messenger RNA of Epinephelus moara (kelp grouper), 3493 nucleotides long. It is a transcript of the gene chrna10a, whose product is annotated as cholinergic receptor, nicotinic, alpha 10a. Gene Ontology annotation, molecular function: transmembrane signaling receptor activity; acetylcholine-gated monoatomic cation-selective channel activity. The transcript is spliced from 5 exons. Lineage: Eukaryota; Metazoa; Chordata; Actinopteri; Perciformes; Serranidae. The record is from RefSeq and is a predicted model, not a curated record. Gene Ontology annotation, biological process: monoatomic ion transmembrane transport; regulation of membrane potential; nervous system process. The coding region runs from base 126 to 1739 and encodes 537 amino acids. Gene Ontology annotation, cellular component: postsynaptic membrane; synapse; neuron projection.